Didymodactylos carnosus is the source of this 1298-nucleotide messenger RNA. NCBI's taxonomy places the organism in Eukaryota, Metazoa, Rotifera, Eurotatoria, Philodinida, Philodinidae. The record is from the annotation of a GenBank genome assembly.
AUGCCAAGCUACAAAUGGCUAACGUUCGAAACAAAAGAAAAGUCUGAAGAAAAAAUGGGACAAAUAUCUAAAUCACGCUUUCAACGUAAUAAAGUCGGUAGAAAAUCUUAUCACGAAUCAUGUCCAGAAAUGAUAACUGAAUUAAAAAAUUUAUUAAAUACACACAGUGGUUCUGCACAAGACAGACGUCGUGAUGAUGCAAUACGUUUCAAUGCUUUAUCAAUAGUUGAUUGUAACAAACAUAUAAAAAAACGAUUAAUGAAGGAAUACUCGAAAAUCAAUAAAAUGUCCAAUUCCACUGUUCGUCGUUUUUUUUUACCACCAAAACAAAAUAUUCGAAGUAGUGCACCAGCCGUCAGUCGUUAUGUGCGCAGUAGAAAAUUCCAUCUAGUUGGAAAUCAACCAAAUUUACCUGACCAUGAUUUCCCAAAACAUGGUAUUAGAAUCAAUCCAUCUGCAUAUGUUGUAUUAUCAAAUCAACGUAAACGUUCAUCUAGUGUUGAUAGCCAUGCAUCAUAUGAAUUAAAGGUCAAAAAAAGAUCAAGAUCAUGUGAUAGGCGACUAUUUCCAGAUAUAAAGCAACAUACUAUUAUGACGACCGAUAAAAGAAACUUUGAACAUGUUAUAUGGAGCAGAACCGGACAAUUAUUUAUUCGUCCAUUUGGUUCUGGGACUGACCAUACAAUAAAAGCAACCAGCGAAGUUCAUAUAAAUAAUUUACAACAGAUAACAACAGAAAAUAAUAUGUUACUUCAAAAAAGUGUUAUUACCAUCAUAUCUGAUAAUGGUCCGGAUUGGAGUACUGAUUGUAUGGCGAACAUUUAUAACUUAGGAAGAUUUUGGGAAGAACAAAAAUUGGAUGCAUUAAUCUGGGUCAGCUACGCUCCAGGACAUAGUCGUUUUAAUCCAGUUGAGCGUAUGUUCUCAAGAUUAACUGAUCUAUUACAAGGUGUUAUUAUUGAUUUGGAUCCGUCAUUUAAAAAAACAUCGCAACAACUUGAUCUAGCAUUAAUUGAAUUGUGUAAAUACUGGAAUAAUAAAAGUUAUUGUAAUUAUAAAAUUGACUGUGGUCCAAUGUUUUCUGUUAAUGGAAAUGUAUUUGAUGGCCAUGAAAAAUUAAAGAAAUUAUUAAUGAAUAAAUCACAAAUGCAAAUAGAACAAAAUCCAAAUAUACAAUUUAGUUUACAACUUUAUCUUCGUCAUUGUGUUCGUUCCACAUAUUAUACGUCGUUUAUUAAAUGUGAUGAUAAAUAUUGUGUACAUUGUCCUCGUUAUCCAAUUCGUGCUACAAAAACAAU